GAUGCGGAGGGAGGUGACGCACACGCCAUCCUUCUCUCCGGGCUCCCGGCUCGACCCCCACCGAGUCCCAGCCCGUGGGACGCUCCUCCGGCUGCGCUUCGGUUAAAAAUGGCCUCCAGGAUGGUCUCUACCUUGCUAUCUGGCCUACUCUUUUGGCUGGCAUUUGGAUGGACUCCGGCAUUUGCUUACAGCCCACGGACCCCUGACCGGGUCUCAGAAGCAGAUAUCCAGAGGCUGCUCCAUGGCGUUAUGGAGCAGUUGGGCAUUGCCAGGCCACGGGUGGAAUAUCCAGCUCACCAGGCCAUGAAUCUUGUGGGCCCACAAAGCAUUGAAGGUGGAGCGCAUGAAGGUCUGCAGCAUUUGGGUCCUUUUGGCAACAUCCCCAACAUUGUAGCAGAAUUGACUGGUGACAACAUUCCUAAGGACUUUAGUGAGGAUCAAGGCUACCCAGACCCUCCAAAUCCCUGUCCCGUUGGAAAAACAGUAGAUGAUGGAUGUCUAGAAAACACCCCAGACACAGCAGAGUUCAGUCGAGAAUUCCAGUUGCACCAGCACCUUUUUGAUCCGGAACAUGACUAUCCAGGCUUAAGCAAGUGGAACAAGAAACUCCUUUAUAAGAAGAUGAAGGAAGGACAAAGACGAAGGCGGAGGAGUGUCAAUCCAUAUCUACAAGGACAGAGACUAGACAAUGUUGUCGCAAAGAAGUCUGUCCCCCAUUUUUCGGAUGAGGAUAAGGACCCAGAGUAAGGAGAAGAUGCUGACUGGAAGCUCACGCCGCUUUUCAGGCCUUGGUAUUGCUUAUGUGCACGUGCUGUGAGAGCCCCUGUGAAUGGCAGCAUGUCUCUUACGUAUAUAAUUGUGGAUGGAAAGCAGCUGUAUUUUGAUAUGGCAUAUCUCUUUUGUGCUUCACACUGAUGGCUCUGCUUUCUGCUAAAUUAGAAUAAGAGCUUUUUUUAAAAUGUGGCUAUGCAAUGAGCAUUAAAAUUAAACAUAUAUGUCAACAACAAUAAAAAGCAAGACUAUGAAAUGCUCAGAUUUCUUAUGGCUUAAAAUGGCAUUUGGGGUGUACUAUUUGUCUGUAGAAAGCUGGUGUUUGAUCUUGAUUAUGUAGUUCCUCCAGCCCUUGGGCAUUGUUACACACCAAUAAAGAAAGUUGUUCUCAAGAGAAGGAGCUCACAUAUUCUACUUGGCUUCACCUUAAUAAAUGUGCAUGCGAGA
This is a messenger RNA of Galeopterus variegatus (Sunda flying lemur), 1218 nucleotides long. It is a transcript of the gene SCG5, whose product is annotated as secretogranin V (7B2 protein). NCBI's taxonomy places the organism in Eukaryota, Metazoa, Chordata, Mammalia, Dermoptera, Cynocephalidae. The transcript is spliced from 7 exons. Gene Ontology annotation, molecular function: enzyme regulator activity. Gene Ontology annotation, biological process: neuropeptide signaling pathway; regulation of hormone secretion. The coding region runs from base 109 to 747 and encodes 212 amino acids. Gene Ontology annotation, cellular component: secretory granule. The record is from RefSeq and is a predicted model, not a curated record.